Gigantopelta aegis is the source of this 1372-nucleotide messenger RNA. RefSeq names its product phospholipase A and acyltransferase 3-like. Lineage: Eukaryota; Metazoa; Mollusca; Gastropoda; Neomphalida; Peltospiridae. The record is from RefSeq and is a predicted model, not a curated record. Bases 172 to 699 code for a protein of 175 amino acids. Gene Ontology annotation, molecular function: glycerophospholipid phospholipase A1 activity; A2-type glycerophospholipase activity. The transcript has 4 exons. Gene Ontology annotation, biological process: N-acylphosphatidylethanolamine metabolic process. Gene Ontology annotation, cellular component: cytoplasm.
GCUUUCCCAGUUUCUACUUCCUGGAUCGCUACUGCUAACAGCCUGUUAAAACAAGAUUAUUUCUAGUCCCCGGGAAAUAUUACAAAACAGGUUGUAACUCAAUUUCUGCAAGUACGUACAGCACAUAAGGACAACUACCGUAGAAGACUCAUUUCAAUGUAAAAACCUAAAAUGACCUUAUUGAUUACAAAAUCCAACAUAACUCAUCUUGAACCUGGCGAUUUAUUGGAGUUUAAACGAGGACUCUACUCCCACUGGGCGGUUUAUAAAGGUGACGAGGAAGUUAUUCAUCUAGCUGGGGAAGAUGGAGACGGGCUGGAUGUUAACGUUCAACAUUCGUUUACGAUCGGAGGCAAAAUGUUCAACAAAGCCAACGUCAGGGUCGACAACCUUUGGAAUGUUGUUGCUGGGUCCCAUGCAUAUAGAAAUAAUUCCAAUGACCACAAAAUGAAGCCCCUUGAUAAAAGGGAAAUCGUGGAAAGGGCGAUGUCGAGAAUAGGAAGAGUGGGCUACAACCUCAUUUAUAGAAACUGCGAACACUUCGCCACCUGGUGUCGGUACAACAUUGAGAAAAGUGGACAGGUUGAAAGUUUUGUAACUGGUGCUCUUGUUGGCUUGGCUGCGGUAGCCGCGGCGGGUAUGGCGUACGCAUUUAGUGGAACAAAAACCAGGAAACAACGAGAAGAAGAAGAACAGUAAAAAGAAGACUGUGUUUCCACGCAGAGAAGAAAAACCAGGAAACAAAAAGAAUGAAAAUAAAGCUCGCUGGUGACGUCGUACAGAGAAGUUCGCAUCAACAGCGAACAUACAAAUGAACAAAGUCAAUAUGUGUGUUAAAAACAGAACUAUUGAUAAAGGCAUUGACUGCACGGCAUACAAUCGACAUUGCUGGUUGAAUUUACAAAUUAAUCUUUGUGCAUACAAAAUGUAACAUAUGUAUAAAAAAAACAAAACAAAAACAAACAACAACAAACAAACAAACAAACAAAAACACCGAAAGAUUCGAACAAUGGACCAUCUGAGUAAGAGUCUUCCGUUCUACCAAUUGGCUCGGUUUAAAACCAUGUUGAUGUUAAUAAGUUAUGUAAAUUAGAUAGGUGUCCCGUACAAUACAGUGCCAUGCGGUUGUCGGUUCAGGUAGAUUUUAGAGUAAUUUUAAAAACCAUUGACGCAUGUUAUAACUGUAUGUAGGUUUUGUUAACACAAAAGUAAUACAACUGAUUCUAUAUUAAUUUUUAAAUGUUAAACGCUUCUAGGUGUGUAUUUGUUUAUUAUUUUUGCGUUGGUUUUUUUGUUUUCAAUGGACAAUUCUGAUAUAUUUGCUGUUAUUCUUUGCUGUGAGAUUUAAACUAAAUAAACGUAUUAACUUUUA